UCUUUCCGGAACGCCGCGGGGUCGAACGGCAUCCGUAGGGUUCGAUUGGCUUUGGCAUUUUGGUAAGCACCUUCGCGUCGCUUGUGGAACGAUAGAGAGCCGGAUUUGGGGAAAAAUGCAACACUUAUGGAAUUCCAUAACGAAGCAUGUCCGUUUGAGCUGCUCAACAGGGCUAAGUGAGUUCGGAGCAGCCGGAAGACUGCUCAAUUCACCAUGCCAGCGAUUCUGCGUGUCAUCAAGCGACACCAGCAUGGAAGAUCUCACUGCUAGAGUGCUUGAGUUGGUUAAGAAGUUUGACAAGUUGGAUGCAAGCAAGGUAACCGAGAAGGCUGAUUUCCAAAAGGACCUUUGUUUAGACAGCUUAGACAGGGUGGAACUUGUGAUGGCUAUUGAGCAAGAAUUUUCCGUUGAAAUUCCUGAUCAGAAGGCAGAUAAACUCUCUUGUUGUGCUGAUGUUGUGAAAUAUAUUUCCGAAGCUCAGUCAGAGAAGAAAGAAAGCACCUGAGAGAGUUAUAAUUAUCUGAAUCGUUUGGGCAAAACCUUUUGGAGCUUGCAUGGUGUAUAUCUGGGUUCAUCUUCUUUAAUUCUCUUGCUACAAUCCAGAUCUGCAGCCACUUGAUAUAAAAUGGAGUGUGGGCAUCAUGAAUUUGUUGACUGUAAGCAUGAACAUACUUCUCUUGAAUGAUUUUUCAUUUGAUGAUGUCUUUGUAUCCUCUGACUAUAAACUUUGAUGAAACUGCUCAAGUUGUCAAGCCAA
This is a messenger RNA of Musa acuminata subsp. malaccensis (wild Malaysian banana), 757 nucleotides long. Lineage: Eukaryota; Viridiplantae; Streptophyta; Magnoliopsida; Zingiberales; Musaceae. The record is from RefSeq and is a predicted model, not a curated record.